AUGGAAAAUCUGAAUGAUGAUGCAGCUUUGUCUAUUUCUUCCCGAGAGAAGAGGAAGCAAAACUCGCCAUCAAUGAUUUUCGGGGGUCUCAUUGCUAUCUCCACUUCUGGAAGGGGCUGGGGAGCUUGCAAUAGAUCUGCAAAAGAGCGGGGACCAGCAGGGGGGACCCCCUCUUCAAGGGGGUCGUCGGCGGCCAACGAGAAUUUUCCAAACCCUAGCAGAGCAGAAAUACGCUAUGUUAUAGGUAAAGCAAAUGAGAGUUGUGAUGUCUACAGCUUUGGGAUACUUCUUCUAGAGCUUGCCAGAGGCUGGAAACCCCUUGAAAAACUGAGUGCAACAGUGAAACGCUCCACUACUGAUUGGGCGCUGCCAUUGGUAUGUGAGAGAAAGUUUGGUGAACUAGCAGAUCCGAAGCUUAAUGGUAAGUAUGUAGAGGAUGCGUUGAAAAGACUUAUCUUGGUUGCACUCGUAUGUGCUAACAGUCGUCCUGAGAAGAGACCCACGAUGCUUGAGGUGGUGGAUCUUCUGAAGGGAAUUUCAAAGGAGAAAUUAGCUGAACUGGAAAAGCUUGAACUAUUCAAGUCCCUUCAAGCUGCAGAUUACAAUGAUGGGGCAUCAGUCGCGGAAGACAGCUCAGACUUCAUUUCGGAGGAGAAAGAUUUUAAGCCUGAAAAGAAAGAUGAUCGGGGUUGGAAAUGAGCGAGCAAGAUCACUGAAACUACUAAGUGCAGUAUAAAUUUGAUGUGGAAGUAUGUACAAUAUUUGGAUUUCUUGUGUCAAGGUGUAUCAAGAAAGCAUGUUUUUUUGCGAGUGCAGUACUGGGCUUUGUUUGUGGUUGGUUGCUCAUCAUCUUUUCUUUCUUUGUACUGGAACGAAUGACAUGGAAACUGUGUUAGAUUUUCUGUUGGAUUUUUGGC
Molecule: messenger RNA, 917 nt
Organism: Juglans regia (Persian walnut)
Lineage: Eukaryota; Viridiplantae; Streptophyta; Magnoliopsida; Fagales; Juglandaceae
Product: PTI1-like tyrosine-protein kinase At3g15890
Exons: 2
Coding region: 1-699 (232 amino acids)
Biological process (GO): protein phosphorylation
Cellular component (GO): plasma membrane
Source: RefSeq, a predicted model, not a curated record